Mus pahari (shrew mouse) is the source of this 4845-nucleotide messenger RNA. RefSeq names its product elongator complex protein 1 (gene Elp1). The coding region runs from base 183 to 4178 and encodes 1331 amino acids. Gene Ontology annotation, molecular function: protein binding; tRNA binding. Gene Ontology annotation, biological process: tRNA wobble base 5-methoxycarbonylmethyl-2-thiouridinylation. Gene Ontology annotation, cellular component: cytosol; elongator holoenzyme complex. The record is from RefSeq and is a predicted model, not a curated record. Lineage: Eukaryota; Metazoa; Chordata; Mammalia; Rodentia; Muridae. The transcript is spliced from 37 exons.
UCACUCUGCGCGCCUCGCGGGUGACGCCACGUCUGCGCCGCCUUUCUGGUGCUACCUGGCGGGUUUGGCCCAUCAGCGGAUCGCGUCUCUCGUCUCCCGUGUGCAUUGGCGGUUCCCUUCCAAACCCAGUGCGCCGUGAGGGCUCGGAGCCGCCGCGAGGGCGUCGUAGAAAUUGCUUCAUCAUGAGAAAUCUGAAGUUGCAUCAGACCCUGGAGUUUCGGGACAUUCAGGCACCAGGGAAACCUCAGUGUUUCUGUCUGCGAGCUGAGCAGGGCACGGUGCUGAUUGGCUCAGAGCGUGGCCUGACAGAAGUAGACCCUGUGAGAAGAGAAGUGAAGACUGAAAUUUCUUUGGUGGCAGAAGGUUUUCUUCCAGAGGAUGGAAGUGGCUGCAUUGUGGGUAUUCAGGACUUACUGGAUCAGGAAUCUGUGUGUGUGGCCACUGCCUCUGGGGACGUCAUAGUCUGCAAUCUCAGCACACAGCAGCUGGAAUGUGUUGGGAGUGUGGCCAGUGGUAUCUCUGUCAUGAGCUGGAGUCCUGAUCAAGAACUGCUGCUUCUUGCCACAGCUCAACAGACCCUGAUUAUGAUGACAAAAGACUUUGAAGUGAUUGCAGAGGAGCAGAUCCAUCAGGAUGAUUUUGGAGAAGGCAAGUUUGUCACUGUUGGAUGGGGCAGUAAGCAGACGCAGUUCCACGGCUCAGAAGGCAGGCCAACAGCCUUUCCAGUGCAGUUGCAUGAGAAUGCCUUGCCCUGGGAUGACCACAGACCACAGAUUACCUGGCGUGGGGAUGGGCAAUUUUUUGCUGUGAGUGUUGUUUGUCGACAAACAGAAGCUCGGAAGAUCCGAGUAUGGAACCGAGAGUUUGCCUUGCAGUCAACCAGUGAGUCUGUGCCAGGACUGGGGCCUGCCCUGGCUUGGAAACCCUCAGGCAGUUUGAUUGCAUCUACUCAAGAUAAACCCAACCAGCAAGAUGUUGUGUUUUUUGAGAAAAAUGGACUUCUUCAUGGACAUUUUACACUUCCUUUCUUAAAAGAUGAAGUUAAGGUAAAUGGCUUGCUGUGGAAUGCAGAUUCCUCGGUGCUUGCUGUAUGGCUAGAAGACCUCCCAAAGGAAGACAGUUCCACUCUGAAAAGCUAUGUCCAGCUCUGGACCGUGGGGAACUAUCACUGGUAUCUCAAGCAAAGCCUGCCCUUCAGCACCACUGGGAAGAACCAGAUCGUGUCUCUGCUGUGGGACCCGAUGACACCAUGCCGACUCCAUGUUCUCUGUAAGGGCUGGCGGUAUCUGUGCUGUGACUGGCACUGGACCACUGAUCGGAGUUCUGGGAACAGCGCCAAUGACUUGGCAAAUGUGGCUGUUAUUGAUGGAAACAGGGUGUUGGUAACAGUCUUCCGGCAGACCGUGGUCCCUCCUCCCAUGUGUACCUACCGGCUACUGAUUCCACAUCCAGUGAAUCAAGUCAUAUUCUCUGCUCACCUUGGAAAUGACCUUGCUGUCCUUGACGCCAGUAACCAGAUUUCUGUCUACAAGUGUGGUGAUAAGCCAAACAUGGAUUCCACAGUGAAACUAGGAGCCGUGGGUGGAAGUGGAUUUAAAGUUUCUCUUACAACACCUCAUCUGGAAAAGAGAUACUCGAUUCAGUUUGGGAACAAAGAAGAAGAUGAAGAAGUAAAUGCACUGCAGUUGAGCUUUCUCACCUGGAUUGAAGACAAUACUUUCCUGGCUAUAAGCUACAGUCACUCCAGCUCGCAGUCCAUCAUUCACCAUUUGACUGUGGCCCAUUCUGAAGUAGAAGAGGAGCAAGGACAGCUGGAUGUCAGUUCAUCUGUGACAGUGGAUGGAGUCAUCGUUGGUUUAUGUUGCUGUUCUAAGACCAAGUCAAUAGCAGUACAGCUGGCUGAUGGCCAGGUGCUCAAGUACCUUUGGGAAUCACCUUCUCUGGCUGUGGAACCCUGGAAGAACUCUGAAGGAAUUCCUGUUCGAUUUGUUCAUCCAUGCACACAGAUGGAAAUAGCCACGAUUGGAGGAGAGGAAUGUGUCCUUGGUCUGACUGACAGGUGUCGCUUUUUUAUCAAUGACACUGAGGUCGCAUCAAAUAUCACGUCAUUUGCAGUGUGUGAUGACUUUCUACUGGUGACAACCCAUUCCCACACCUGCCAGGGUUUCUCUCUAAGUGGUGCCUCACUUAAAAUGCUACAGGCAGGUCUGAGUGGCAGUCAUGAGACCAGUGGAGAAAUUCUGCGGAAAGUGGAAAGGGGUUCCCGGAUUGUUACAGUUGUUCCCCAGGACACAAAGCUUAUCCUGCAGAUGCCGAGGGGAAAUUUGGAGGUUGUUCAUCAUCGGGCCUUGGUCUUGGCCCAGAUUCGAAAGUGGCUGGACAAACUUAUGUUUAAAGAAGCAUUUGAAUGCAUGAGGAAACUGAGAAUUAACCUCAAUCUGAUUCAUGAUCAUAACCCCAAGGUGUUUCUCGAAAAUGUGGAGACCUUCAUAAAACAGAUCGACUCUGUAAAUCAUAUAAACUUGUUUUUCACAGAACUCAGAGAAGAAGAUGUCACAAAGACCAUGUACCCUCCCCCGAUUACCAAGAGUGUCCAGGUGUCCACACAUCCUGAUGGGAAGAAACUUGACCUCAUCUGUGACGCGAUGAGAGCAGCCAUGGAGACCAUCAAUCCUCGAAAGUUCUGCCUGUCAAUACUCACAUCUCACGUGAAGAAAACCACUCCGGAACUGGAAAUUGUGCUGCAGAAGGUACAGGAACUUCAAGGAAAUCUUCCCUUUGAUCCUGAGUGUGUGAGUGUAGAGGAGGCUUUGAAAUACCUGCUGCUCCUGGUGGAUGUUAAUGAAUUAUUUAAUCAUUCUCUGGGGACCUAUAACUUUGAUUUAGUCCUCAUGGUAGCUGAGAAGUCACAAAAGGAUCCUAAAGAAUAUCUUCCAUUUCUUAAUACACUUAAGAAAAUGGAAACUAAUUACCAGCGGUUCACCAUAGACAAAUACUUGAAACGAUACGAAAGGGCCCUUGGACACCUCAGCAAGUGUGGACCUGAGUAUUUCACAGAAUGCUUAAAUUUGAUAAAAGAUAAAAACUUGUAUAAAGAAGCUCUGAAGUUAUAUCGGCCAGACUCACCACAGUACCAGGCAGUCAGCGUUGCUUAUGGUGAGCACCUGAUGCAGGAGCACCUGUACGAGCCAGCGGGGCUUGUGUUUGCCCGCUGUGGGGCCCAGGAGAAGGCACUUGAAGCUUUUUUGGCUUGUGGCAGCUGGCAGCAAGCCCUCUGUGUGGCUGCCCAGCUUCAAAUGGCCAAAGACAAGAUGGCUGGCCUUGCUAGAACUCUAGCAGGAAAGCUGGUGGAGCAGAGGAAACACAGUGAGGCAGCAACCGUCCUGGAACAGUACGCCCAGGAUUAUGAAGAAGCUGUGCUCCUGCUGCUAGAAGGAUCUGCCUGGGAUGAAGCUCUGAGGCUGGUAUACAAGUAUGACAGAGUGGAUAUUAUAGAAACCAGCGUAAAGCCUUCCAUUUUAGAAGCCCAAAAAAAUUACAUGGACUUUCUGGACUCUGAGACAGCCACAUUCAUUCGCCAUAAAAACCGUUUGCAGGUGGUUCGAGCGCUCAGGAGGCAAGCACCACAGGUCCACGUGGAUCACGAGGUGGCCCAUGGCCCAGAGUCGGACCUCUUCUCGGAAACCAGCAGUAUUAUGAGUGGCAGUGAGACGAGUGGCAGAUACUCCCACAGUAACUCCAGGAUAUCUGCGAGGUCAUCUAAAAACCGCCGGAAGGCAGAGCGCAAGAAGCAUAGCCUCAAAGAAGGGAGUCCCCUGGAGGGCCUGGCUCUUCUGGAGGCUCUGAGUGAAGUGGUCCAAAACAUUGAGAAGCUGAAAGAUGAAGUGCACGCUAUUUUGAAGGUGCUCUUUCUCUUUGAGUUUGAAGAGCAAGCAAAGGAGUUACAGCGGGCCUUUGAGAGUACUCUGCAGCUGAUGGAGAGGGCAGUUCCAGAAAUCUGGACUCCUGCCGACCAACAGAGUUCAACCACACCAGUCCUAGGUCCCAGUUCCACUGCGAAUAGCAUCACAGCCUCUUACCAGCAGCAGAAGACUUGUGUCCCUGUUCUCGAUGCUGGGGUUUAUAUGCCACCGAAGAUGGACCCGAGAAGCCAGUGGAAGCUGAGCCUGCUGGAAUGACUGCCCUGUUAGGAAGGCAUUGCUGGGAAGGCCAUUUGUCCACUCAGUCCUCUUCAUGCUUCUAGCUGUGGAGAACUGGAAUGUGGGAGAGUCUGCCUUUGAACAGCCUCAGCUAGCACUAGGCAGUCCCCACUUUCUUUUUGGGUAUCUUAGGUACUGUAUCAGAACUUCGUUUUAGCCAUCAUAUUGCAGUCUUUUUAAAAAUUUCUGUUUAGCUGGCUGUAGUGGGACAUGCCUAUAAUCCCAGCAGCCCAGGAAGCUGGGGCAGAAAGACUGAUGCAAGUCAAGACCAGCGUGGCCUUACCUCAAAACAACCCAUCCUGCUUGCUGUUCUUGUACUUAGUACUGUUUGAAUGCAUGGUUGUUAGGCAAAUCAUGAACUGGAGUCUCAUUCCCAGACCCAGGCGUAGUUUCUGUUGCAACCUUAGACAACUCAUCAUUGAUUUGAUCCUCAGUUCCUGUUGUUCAUAGGGAAUGAUGUUUUAUGGUUUCUACCUCAAAAAGUGAAGACAAGUGGAACCAUAUUUCUAAGUUGUUCUGUGUUGUUAACAUAGUAUAUGGUAUGUAUGUAGGCAGUUCUGCCAGCUUUUAGUAAGAUGUGAUUGCAUAGCUGGCAUCUGUUCAUUAACUCAAAGCAGAAUAAAAAGCUAACUGUUUGGGGACUGGA